AGCACAGUCACCAGCAGAGUGACAUCCGUUCUGGCUUCCUCCCUCUCUAGUCUUCUCAGGACCUCUCAGGACCACAGUCUUUGGCCAGAUCCCUUCAGUCCUCGGCCCGCCAUGACCCCUCCGGGCCACCUCUUGUUCCUGCUUCUGCUCCCAGUGGCUGCAGAUCAGACGCCAGCAGGUUCCUGCUCAGGAUGUGGGCCUCUGUCCCUGCCGCUCCUGGCAGGCUUGGUGGCUGCAGAUGCGGUCUUGUCACUCAUAAUCGUGGGAGUGGUGUUUGUAUGCACGCGCCCACACAGCGGGCCUGCCCAAGAAGAUAGUAGAGUCUACAUCAACAUGCCUGGCCGAAGCUGACCUCUGCAACUUCUGGCUCUCCCGUCCUGGAUCACGAGGGGGUGCCUGGGAACACACUCCUUCCCGACUGGAAUAAAGCAAUUCAAAUGCCUCUCGUCUGUUCUUCCCAAA
Peromyscus leucopus (white-footed mouse) is the source of this 462-nucleotide messenger RNA. It is a transcript of the gene Hcst, whose product is annotated as hematopoietic cell signal transducer. NCBI's taxonomy places the organism in Eukaryota, Metazoa, Chordata, Mammalia, Rodentia, Cricetidae. The transcript is spliced from 4 exons. Gene Ontology annotation, biological process: positive regulation of phosphatidylinositol 3-kinase/protein kinase B signal transduction; regulation of immune response. The record is from RefSeq and is a predicted model, not a curated record. Gene Ontology annotation, molecular function: signaling receptor binding; phosphatidylinositol 3-kinase binding. The coding region runs from base 112 to 351 and encodes 79 amino acids. Gene Ontology annotation, cellular component: membrane.